This is a messenger RNA of Prorocentrum cordatum, 1794 nucleotides long. Lineage: Eukaryota; Dinophyceae; Prorocentrales; Prorocentraceae. The record is from the annotation of a GenBank genome assembly.
AUGGGACUGUUCCCCCAUGUCGCGACGUCUUCUGUCGGCGCGGCAGAACAGAACGCUGUCUUCGUCAGCGCGGUGUUGUGCUUGGCGGUUUGUGCAGCAUUCGUUGCCCACACGCUCGCGUGCAAGGGCCAGAUCUUGCAGUUCUGGAAGGCUUUCACCUUCGGGAUCCAGUUGUCAGAUCCUGACAUUCGAGAGGAGAUGUCGAAGAAGCUCAGAGCUGAAAUUCAGGACAACGCCCGCCGCAUCAACUUUUUCGUCGUCAUCGUAUGGUGCUGCGUAAACCUGAGCCUCAUGGUCAUUCACAUCGUUGCCAAGGCCCCUCGGUGGAUGACCUUCUGGCAGGACGUGGUGUGUAUAAGCGUAGGCUUUCUAGGCGUAUUCUGCCAGCUGGCCCUGAGGCACAGGCAGGAGCAGGCGACGGUCUCUGCGGUGUACGUGGUCUUCAUGCUAGGGCAGACGGUCUUCGUGAGUGCCGGCCCCGCUGAGCAGGUGCCCUACAUUGCCAUAGCAAGCCUCUGCAUGCUCAGCCGGGCGCUCUUCAGCGUGGCGUGCAUGAGGGUUCCCGUGGUGCUAGGCAUGACGUUGCUGCACUUCUUUUGCGCUACCGCCGGCUUCUCGCGGACGGAGGCGUCCUGUACCGCCGGCCACAGCUCCUGCCAGCAGCAGCACAUGCAGAUCUUCUGUGUCGUCGAGCUCGUCGGGGACGUCGCCAUCAUCGUGUGCUCCGUCGCGUGGCGCGACAGCUGCAGGCUGCGGAUCCUCCACGAGAUCCAGGCGUCCAUCUCGCAGAGAGACAGCAGCGCGUCGAGGAGCCUCCUCAACAUUGUCUGCGACGCCACCGUGGAGCUGGACGAGCGGCUGCACAUCGUGGACGAGACCCCGCGUCUCGCGAGCCUCCUGCAGCACGGCACCGAUCGUUCCCUGAGAGGUUCGAGCAUGGUUCACUUCGUGGUCGAGGAGGACCGCAAGUUGUUCACCGACCGCAUCUGCUCCGCCAACGACGAGUGCAUGGCGAACGUGUUCCACACGCGCGUCCGCGAUGGCAUCAGCAACGUCCUCAACAUGGAGGUCUUUCACGUCCGGGCUUCCGGCUACCUGAAGCCCGAUUCCCACCUGAUCGGUGUGCGCGAGUACGCCGACGCCACGGAGCACGUGGCCACGCUGUCGUCGACGGGACCGGAGCUGGCGGGCCGCGGAACGCGUGCGCAGAGCACGCGGGCACGUGGCAGGCGACCAAGCUCCCGGCGGAGCUGGGAGGCGCGCCUUCCCGAUGCGGAGCCCAGAGGGUCGCUGCAAGACGUGUGGUCUUCGUCCUCCUCGUCGUCCUCCUCUGCCCGCAGCCUCUCUUGCGUGGACGGCGAGACCGCCGCCGUGAUCGAUGUCCUCUCCGAGAGCUGGGAGAUCAUGAGCGCCACCGCGGGCUUCGAGCUGUUCUGGGGCAACGGGCCGCGGUCCGGCCGCGCCUGCCGGCUGCUGGAGUGGGUCGAGCCAGGCCAGAGGGAGUUGCUGAUCUUCUGGGUCCAGAAGACGUGCCAGAAGUUGUUGGCCGAGGCAGCGGUCCCGGACCCUGCCCGCGCGCUCGGCGGCCGCGCGCGAAGCUUCGAUGACCAGGUGUGCCUCCGGCCCCCGUCGCUCUGGCACAUCCGGCCGAAGAUGGCGUACGUGGCCAGCGUCGUUCUGGAUCUUCCCGAGGAGCACGAGGAGCAGCAGCCGCGCACGCUGGUGCGGCUGAUCUUUUCGGACAUCCAGGUGGUGCACAAGAGCGGCGCCCAGCGUGAGGCUGCUCGCAUAUGA